GUUGUGUUGACACACAUUGACUGACAAGUGACUGACUAUUCAUUUGAUGGCACUCUUGAGCGCUCACCUCAUCUGAUCCCAAGACCUAGACUACAGUGAACGCCAACAUGUCUUCUUCGGGUGAUUUCGGUAAUCCGUUGCGAAAAUUCAAAUUAGUCUUUCUUGGGGAACAAAGUGUGGGAAAGACAUCAUUGAUCACCCGAUUCAUGUACGACACCUUUGACAACACAUAUCAGGCGACCAUCGGAAUCGACUUCUUGUCCAAAACCAUGUACUUAGAGGACAGAACAGUUGAGUUAACCACUUCUUUGCCUUACCAUUGA
Molecule: messenger RNA, 323 nt
Organism: Oppiella nova
Lineage: Eukaryota; Metazoa; Arthropoda; Arachnida; Sarcoptiformes; Oppiidae
Source: the annotation of a GenBank genome assembly